Ascochyta rabiei is the source of this 1131-nucleotide messenger RNA. RefSeq lists its product as uncharacterized. The record is from RefSeq and is a predicted model, not a curated record. Bases 1 to 1131 code for a protein of 376 amino acids. The transcript has a single exon. Lineage: Eukaryota; Fungi; Ascomycota; Dothideomycetes; Pleosporales; Didymellaceae.
AUGCGUUCUCUUCUCCGCUACACGUUGUUGGCACUGCCUCUUCUCGGCGCUGCCAUUGCUGAGGAGCCCUCGACACAGACCUCGGACGCCUCGAACUCCAUCUAUGCAAAUGCGCAGGAAGCUUUCCAGGAGCUGCUGAACGUGCUGCCCGAGGAGUCGCUGCAGGCCGCUCUCAACUCGCUCACCAAGUUCAAGGCCGGCGUGUUCGAGUCGCACCGCAGCGGCGUCGAGCAUGUGCACAGCAACAGCCCUGCCCUGGCCACCAAGCUCAUCGUCGCCGCUGUUCAGGACCUGAAGAACCGCCAGGUCGCCGCACCUUCUAAUGGCACCACGCCCGUCGUCCCGAGCAGCCAGGCCCCCGAGCAGCCCCAGAGCAGCGCGCAGCCGUCGGCUCAGCCGUCAACCCAGCAGUCGGCCCAGCAGUCGACCCAGCAGUCGGCCCAGCCAUCGGCCCAGCCGUCGACCCAGCAGUCAGCCCAGCAGUCGGCCCAGCAGUCCAGCCAGGCUCCCGAGAAUACCCAGCAGCAGAGCUCAGAACAGGCCCCAGCAACCACCGCCAACGCCCCCAGCACACCCACCAGCCGCCCCGUCCUCAUCCCCGUCCAGGUCACGACGGUCAACCAGCAAGGCAGCACUGUGGUCCAGACCAGCGAGGUCUUCUCCGAGGUCACUGCCUCUGUCCAGGUGACCGUGACGCGUACGACGACCAACCAGCAGGGCAGCACCGUCGCCGUCACCACGCAAGAGGUGCGCCCCGCGGUGAUCCGCACCACGACCGACUCGCGCGGCAGCCAGGUGACCGUGACGUCGGCCGCCAUGUACGCACCCACGCGCGGCCAAGUCCUCACCACGACCAACGCCGAGGGCUCCACCUUCCUGACCACCUACACACCCGGCGGCGGCCGCGUGUCGAGCGUGAAGCUGGUCACCACCACCGACGCCGAAGGCCGCCCGCAGACACGGACGAGCAUCACCUACGUCGACCCCACCGAGGUUGGCGGCAGCGACGACAACGGCUCCGGCUCCGGCGCGACCCCGACUGGCCGCCCAACCGUACAGUCGGGCUCUGCGUCCAAGAACAGCGCGCUAGCCGGUCUGGUUGGUCUCGGUGCGUUCGCCUUCUUCUUCUGA